AUGCCUUUUAUCUACAGUAAUACUAGCGACUCAUCGAGUCCGGCUUCAUCAGAGUCAAAUCUCAGUUUUGACUAUGAUGAUUCAGUUUCAUCUUCGUCCUCGAUAUCAUCGCCGGAGCCGUCGACACCACCACCUAAGCUGUCAACGACACCACCACAGUUGUCACCUCUACAACAAGAACUGUUGACCCCACAGCCCGAAUUACUGACCCCGCAAUCUGCCCGGUCGAGCCUGAAGCCCAGCCUCAAGUCACCUAAAUUGAUGCGUACAUUGUCGCACUCUAAGUCAUCACCAGCCAUUGUACGAUUCGUGGAACCACAACUGGUACCAAAUUUGGGAUACAAGCCGUCAGUGAAGCGACGGACUAUACAAGCACCAGAAUCCAUAAUCAAAAGAAUACCCAGUCCACUUCCGAUACCUCAGUUCCACAAUGGCCUCCCUUUCGCAAGUCCGACUGCGAGUUUGUCCAAGCAGAUCAACGGUUCUCAAUACAACUCAGCACCUGCACCACCUAAUUUCAGUCGUCCGAGUUCCCUUCCGGCCUCUCAUACUAUGUCCAUUCAAGCUAUCAAGAGACGAAUCAGUCACAAAUCGCUUGUACAGACAGCCUCUCAAGAGCUCGAUCCAAGAUGGGCGGGAAUUCCGCUACCAGCACAUUACAAGCCGCCAUCCCUUGGUCCAAAACCUCGCGGAGUGUCUUACGAGUCUUCAAAAUACAACACCUCCCGUUUUUCUACUCAAUCAGCGCCAGCUACUUUACAGGCAUCGGCAUUCUGUACCGCUCCAUUGGGCCAAUACAACCCACUUGAAAACUACAUACCAUGUCUAUAUCCUUCAUGCAAGGCACACUACACGCCACUACACCUAGGUCCAUCAUUUUACCUCGCCAGUGGCCCAUACUUCCUAUCUCAUCUCCACGCACACUGUCCUCGCCAUGCAGUCCGCGAGCUCGAAGAAGCCAACGCAACCCUCAAGCACGCCUACGAGAUGCUCCGCCAAAACGCGGGCCGCAAAACCCUCGGCACAGUCGCCGCGGAAUUCGAAGAACUGAAAGAAGAAUUCUGCGACGACCGCCGCAUCCACAACGCCAAACUCAUCCGAAUGCAAAAACGCCGCGUACUGGGCUGCCCAUCUCAACCCACUGCCACUACCAAGAGCAAUAGUAGCAGUAACCCCACCAGUAAACCUCAACAACGCCAUCACGAAACAUGGGACUGGCGCUACACCCUCCGCCCCUGCAUCAGCGCAACCUGCAAAACCCACUACACCCCUUACUCCAACCACCUCUACACCUUCUACCGCACCCCACUGCCCGGCACCUCUUUCUACCCGCAACAAACCUUCUGCCCCCGCUGCGCAAAGAAAGACAUCGACGACUUCGCGCUCACCGUCAAACAGAAGUGGGGUAGUCGCUGUGGCUGGGACCGCCGCGAGUGGCUCGAGUGGCUCUGCGAUCGCGUCAAGGAUCGCGCUAUGGAGCAGGAUUAUUGGGUCAAAGCUCAGGAGAGGGUUGUGAGGGAGAAGGGGCCGGCGAGGUGGGUGGGGUUGUUGAGGGAUGAGGUUAGGGUCGAGAUGAGGAGAGAGAGGGGGAAGGGGGGGUUUAGGAGGUGGGUGGCUAGUAUGGGGGUUUGA
Bipolaris victoriae FI3 is the source of this 1632-nucleotide messenger RNA. RefSeq lists its product as hypothetical. Lineage: Eukaryota; Fungi; Ascomycota; Dothideomycetes; Pleosporales; Pleosporaceae. The coding region runs from base 1 to 1632 and encodes 543 amino acids. The transcript has a single exon. The record is from RefSeq and is a predicted model, not a curated record.